AGGAACCCGCACGUCGUUGAUUUCUUGUUUCGGAGUAAAAAGAAAGUGCCACACCGCCAUCGGCGGUAUAUAAACCAUUGAACUUGAAAAGAAAUGUCAGUGUGCGCGAAAGUGUUACACAGCGAGGAUGUUGUCCAGAGUCUUGGCUUUCUUUCUCCUCGUUAGCUUUUCAGCUGUCAGUUCUUUGACAAAACAGAGCAACUUGACGACCGCAACGACAACGGUGUUAAACACAACUACGCGCCGACCGUUCUUAUCUGGGUUAAGAAUGCCUUGUAAAUGCGCUAAGGGAGAAUGCGGUUGUUGCAUGAAUGUACUACAAGGGUUUUUCAAGCAAAAAGCUUGUUUGAAUAUUACUUACGAACCCGAUGAGUUUGCUUUAAAUGUUAAAAUGGCUGUCAAUGAUAAUGUUUUGUAUAAAAACAGUUUUUCUGGCAAAAACCCGGCGCCGUUUUGCGUCCCGGUGCCCAGGUUUCGAUUCGUCGAGUUUUGCGUGCAGUUCUCGAACGUGUACUUUGCGAGGCGUAACAUUCACAUGUGCAUAGAUGCCGAAGCCAGUUGGGAAGAUUUCACCCUCUUGGAGUGGUCUUUCGACUGCGUGCGGUUGGGGGCGAAUGGGGUCGCUGUUGUCCAUGAAGAGGACGGGGGUGGUUUACCCCCCAAUCUUAUAGACACCGAAGACCAAACUGACGAGGACUACGAUGAUAGUGCUAGAAACGUUCCUUUGAAUGAAAAGGAUAAACUUCUCCGAAAGACCCCCUUAACAGCCACCAUUACUCGAGAUGGAGAUAUUUUGUUUACGACAGAUGAAGAUUAUGAGAUGUCUGUGUAAUAAAACGGUUUAUUUAUA
This is a messenger RNA of Onthophagus taurus, 850 nucleotides long. RefSeq lists its product as uncharacterized. Lineage: Eukaryota; Metazoa; Arthropoda; Insecta; Coleoptera; Scarabaeidae. The record is from RefSeq and is a predicted model, not a curated record.